Tigriopus californicus is the source of this 7216-nucleotide messenger RNA. It is a transcript of the gene DIP2, whose product is annotated as disco-interacting protein 2-like. The coding region runs from base 789 to 6275 and encodes 1828 amino acids. The record is from RefSeq and is a predicted model, not a curated record. Lineage: Eukaryota; Metazoa; Arthropoda; Copepoda; Harpacticoida; Harpacticidae. The transcript is spliced from 19 exons.
CUGAGUCCAGAUAGCCCAGAAGGGUCCGGCGGCGAACCGAGAUCCCAGCCGGCCAUCCCUCACCCCAUGCCCUAGGCCCAGGAAGCUAGAAUCACUCGCUCGCUUCGCCUCUCUUCGGUCGGUGGAUCCGUGGGGGGUGAGCCUGACUCUUCCAUCCAUCCUCGACUGGGCCGUGAUAGCCUCCCCCUCUCUCCUGUCCAUUGGUGGUGCUCUCAAGACCCAAGAGGAGGACGAACAAGAAGGGCAACAAUUUCGAGAAGAAGGAGACGAAGAACUAGUAGCAGGCCAGUGAGUGGGGGGGAGACCGCUGAUCGGAUUGUCUUCUCUUCUUGAACGAAGUUGUGCGUCUGGGCCAGCCUCGUCUCUGCUUCUGUGGCCUCUCCUUGCUCGCUCGCUCGCUCGGUGUGUAUAUAUAUAUAUUUGGAUGGGUGUGCGGGAGUGUGUUUCCAACCCCAAGAACAGCCCCCCCCCUCUCUCUCUCAGGCCCAAAGACCGAGAGACAGACCGAGAUUGGUUUGGCCAUUGGAGAAUCCCCAUCGCCCCCGCCGAACCCGGGUCUGAACCGCGCAUCGGCCGAGUCGCCUGAUCUCGAGUGAGUGUGGUUCAUUCCGAGUGUUUCGACCCGCUCCCCGGGACUGGGCUCCAUCCAUGGACUUUUUGAGCCGCCAUGGCUUGACCAGUGGAGUGCGUCAUCCUGGAGGCCAUGAUUGCCUGAUUGCUGGGCUUCUUUCUCCCUUCCUCCCUUCCUCGCGUGAUUAAAGGCGUGAUUGGUGGAUCGGGUGGGCGUGAUGGCGGCCACCAGUGUGAGUAGUGCCGUGUCCAGCUCGGAAUCGCUGUGGUCCCGAGUCCAAUCCUCGGGCUGUGCCCUGCCCACCGAGAUCAUUGACAAGUUGGCCGAAUUGGACCUUGAGCUCUCGGAAGGGGACAUCACACAAAAGGGUUAUGAGAAAAAACGGGCUCGCCUCUUGUUACCUUUUGUGGAAGAAGCGGAACGGAAGCAACGACAAGAGGAAAAUCGAGAGCACGUGCCUGUUGUGAAGGACACCACACCCCCUGUGGGAGGCGCCACAGCCUCCUUUGAGGCGGGAGGAGGACCACCCCAAGGUUUAGUACAAAGUCAAGUCGGCCAACAAUCGACAGCACCACCUGAAAUACCCGCAGAACCCGGACCUGCGCCAAAAAGUACCAACGGAAAAAGCUCAAAACCUCGAUCUAGAAACCGGCACAAAAGAUACACGCACAAUGAGAAGCGAUAUCAUUCGGAGGUCCGCCAAGAAGCCGUUCAGCAGGCCCUAGCGGCCAUGCAUGGUAAGACAAAGGCUUUGCCCUUACCAUCCAAACGCAGUUCCGUACUCAGAACUUCAGCUUUGGACGAUGAGGAUGAGGAGGGUAACAUUGACUCAGGCGAAUCCUCAAGUGGCGAAGAUGAUGAGGAAGAAAGCCUUCCUGGUGAAAGUGAACCCGGAGCAUCAAGAAACGGAGACGAUCAAAAUAACACCAUGGGCUCGACCACCAACCGGUCCAUCACCAUGGGCUUGAGUGACACCAGUAGUAACAACUCGAUUCCUGUGACGUUGGCCACGGGAGCCAUGCCCGUGGCUUCGCCUAAUCCCGCCAGUGCAAUUGAGCCAGAAUCUCCACCCGUGCUCCCGGCUCGUGUGGGCAGUUCUCAACACGUGGCUCCUCACGUGCCGAAUCGGCCUUUACCCGCUAGUCCUUUGCAACAGCCAAGCACUCCAUUAGAGGAUCGCCAGAGUACCGUGAGUGAGCCCUCGAGCGAGAUUCUUCCCGCCCCUCGAGUUCCCCGAUCUCGUGAAAAUCCGGCCCAAUCUCGACCCACAUCUCAACCCGCUGUUGUGGCCGCAGUCGCCAAGCGAAGCAGUGAGCGUGAUAGUUCAAGACACAAGCGUUCGAAUGAUCGCAAUGCCGCACGCAAUAGCAACAAACCACCCCGAGAAUCAUCCAGACAGAAGCGGAACGACAAAGAACAAAACCAACGAAACCAAAGACCUUUAUCUCAACACGAAGAUCAACCACUGCAUCAGCCACCCACGUCAACAACGGACAGAAUGAUGAGUGGAAACACGGCCGAAUACAUGGAAAAUCUGGAACCUUAUGAUGUCCUGUUUCUUAGUCAGCAACAGAAUCUAGGCAAACCUCUGCCAGGUGCUCUUCCCAAUCCAUCUUCCACCCCUGAUGUGGCCUUGCCCAGUCAAUACAUUGCCCAUCGACUUCGACAAAGUGGUCCCACGGGUCGCUUCCAUCAGAUGCAAAGCGGCCAAGCUCGCAUGUCAAAUUUGUCCGGAGGAUCUUCGGAUCUUGAUAGCCAUAUGGGUACGGCGUCUCGAUGGAAGGUCUCAGCCAAGAUCCAGCAACUUCUAAAUACAUUGAAAAAGCCAAAGCGGCGCCCCCUUCCAGAAUUUUACGAGGACGACGACAUCGAGCUCGAAAUGGCGGCCAAUCCCAAGGACCCCAAUGCUCCUGUAGCAGAAGGCUCCACCAUGGCUCCUGCCAAUGGACCUCAACUAAUUGUUCCCGCUGGAUUGCCUCGAAAUGUGGAAGCCGCCAUCCAAAGGUAUGGAUCAGCCACCUACAAGGCACCAGCGGCCACUGUGUUGGACCCCAACGGGAAACUCAGCAUCAACUUGACCUACGGCAAGCUUCUCAGUCGAUCCCAAAAGAUUGCCUACGCUCUGUUGAAUCGCGUGGGUUUCAAACCGAAUGAUAUUGCGGUCAAACCGGGCGAUCGGAUAGCCGUGAUCUAUCCUAACAAUGACCCGUUGAACUUCAUGUGCUCUUUCUAUGGGUGUAUUAUGGCUGGUACCGUGCCCGUGCCCAUUGAAGUGCCCAUGACGAGACGAGAUGCGGGCUCGCAACAAAUCGGGUUUCUCUUGGGUAGUUGUGGCGUGACCUUGGCCUUGACCUCGGAAGCCUGUUUCAAAGGCUUACCUAAAAACACCAAUGGUGAAGUCAUUUCGUUCAAAGGUUGGCCAAAACUCAAUUGGUUCAUCACUGAGCACCUCCCGAAGCCACCCAAGGAUUGGAUGGCUCCUCCACGCCUCACUGAUGACACUCCAGCAUACAUUGAGUACACCACUCAAACGGAUGGGAGUGUCUUGGGCGUGGGCAUCACUCGUUCGGCCAUGUUGGCCCAUGCUAGAACCCUCACGUCAGCGUGUAGUUACACAGAGGGUGAGAUCAUGGUUUGCGUCCUCGACUUCAAGAGAGAGGUCGGCUUGUGGCAUUCGAUCAUAGCUUCCGUGUUCAAUGGGAUGCACGUCAUUUUCAUUCCAUACGCACUCAUGAAAAUCAAUCCCGCCUCCUGGAUGCAAAUGGUGACUAAACAUCGAGCCACCGUGGCCAUCUGCAAGUCUCGCGAUCUUCAUUGGGGAUUGCUCGCGACCAAAGAUCACCGAGAGUUGAACCUGUCGUCUCUUCGGAUGUUGGUGGUGGCUGAUGGUGCCAACCCUUGGUCGCUCUCUUCUUGCGAUCAGUUUCUGUCCGUAUUCCAAGCUAAAGGCCUCAAAGCCGAUGCCAUGUGCCCGUGUGCGGCUUCGCCCGAGGGUCUCACCGUAAGCAUUCGUCGACCCGGACGAGAAGGUGCUAAUGCCACGGGUCGUGGGGUGCUCUCCAUGUCAGGCCUGAGUUACGGGGUAGUGCGGGUAGACCAGGAGAACUCCUUGACCUCGUUGACCCUCCAAGACUGCGGGCAGGUCCUCCCCGGAGCCUCGUUAACAGUCGUUCAUAUCGAGGGUGUGCCCACCCUGUGCAAAACUGAUGAAGUUGGUGAGAUCUGCAUGAGCUCUACGGCCGCGGGGACGUCAUAUUGGGGUCUCCCAGGCCUGACGAACUCCACAUUCCGUGUGAAGCCCGAAAACGACGACGCAACAAUUCCGUGGCCCGAGCACGAUUACAUCCGAACUGGCUUGCUCGGAUUCCUAGGACCGGGCGGGUUGGUGUUUGUCUGCGGGAGCCGUGACGGUCUCAUGCAAGUCACGGGUCGGAAGCACAACACGGACGACAUCAUCGCCACUGUUUUGGCUGUGGAACCCAUGAAGUUCAUUUAUCGAGGUCGAAUCGCCGUGUUUGCCAUUCGGGUGUUGCGCGACGAACGCAUUUGUGUUGUGGCCGAGCAAAGGCCAGACUGCACCGAAGAAGAGAGCUUCCAAUGGAUGUCACGCGUGCUUCAAGCGGUAGAUUCCAUCCAUCAAGUGGGUCUUUAUUGCUUGGCGCUCGUUCCUCACAAUCAUCUGCCCAAGACUCCCUUGGGAGGUAUACAUUUGUCGGAAACCAAGCGAAAAUUCGUGGAAGGGGUUCUCCAUCCAGCCAAUGUGUUAAUGUGUCCUCACACUUGCGUUACGAACUUGCCAAAACCCCGAGAAGUUCAUCCUGAUGUUGGGCCCGCUUCCGUGAUUGUGGGCAAUCUAGUGCAAGGAAAUCGUCUAGCCGCUGCUUACGGUCGAGACAUCGGAGGUCUCGAGGAGGAAGCAGCCGAUACUGGACGCCGAUAUCAGUUCAUUUCCGAGAUACUCCGGUGGCGUGCUCAGUCCACCUCCGAUCAUGUUCUAUUCACGCUUCUGAGCAACAAGGGAACCGUGGCCCAAUCCUUGAGCUGCUCCCAACUCCACAAAAAGGCCGAACGAAUCGCUUGUCUCCUGAUCGAGAAAGGACGACUCAACACCGGGGAUCACGUGGCCCUGAUUUAUCCACCAGGGGUGGAUCUAAUCUGCGCGUUCUACGGAUGUCUGUAUGUGGGCGUGGUCCCAGUCACGAUACGACCACCCCAUCCCCAAAACCUGCAGACCACCCUUCCCACGGUUCGCAUGAUUGUGGAUGUGUCCAAAUCCGCAGUGGUGCUCUCCUCGCAGCAAGUGAUCAAGUUGCUGAAAUCCAAGGAAGCCAGCAAUGUGGUGGACAUCAAAUCCUGGCCAAUCACUCUUGACACGGACGAUAUUGGCAAGAAGAAACUGCCCGGGAUCUAUCGGGCUCCGACGGCCGAAAUGCUGGCUUACCUCGAUUUCUCGGUCUCAACUACAGGCAUGCUUGCCGGAAUCAAAAUGUCCCAUGCCUCCACAACGGCAUUGUGUCGUUCGAUGAAGCUCCAGUGCGAGCUUUAUCCCUCACGUCACGUGGCUCUAUGUUUGGACCCUUAUUGCGGUUUGGGGUUUGCCCUAUGGGUCUUAAGCUCGGUGUAUUCCGGUCAUCACACCAUUCUCAUCCCACCCUCGGAAGUGGAGAUUAAUCCUGCCGUUUGGCUCACUGCUGUCUCGCAAUACAAAGUCAGAGAUACGUUCUGUUCUUAUGGUGUCAUGGAGUUAUGUACCAAAGGUCUAGGCGGUUCAGUGGUUCAGCUCAAAGCCCGCGGGGUUGACCUCUCCUGUAUUCGAACUUGCGUGGUGGUGGCCGAGGAAAGGCCUCGCAUUUCGCUUUGCAAUUCGUUCACGAAAUUGUUCUCUAGUCUGAAUCUUUCUCCUCGAGCCGUUUCCACUUCCUUUGGAUGCCGAGUAAAUGUGGCCAUUUGUCUCCAGGGGGCCAGCUCUCCCGAUCCAAACACAGUCUACGUGGACCUUCGAGCCCUUCGAAAUGACCGUGUGACCUUGACCGAACGGGGAGCACCGCAUUCCUUGGCCUUGAUGGAGUCGGGGAAGCUUUUGCCCGGAGUCAAUGUUAUCAUUGCCAAUCCGGAUACCAAAGGCCAGUGUGGAGAUUCUCAUCUGGGAGAGAUUUGGGUGCAAUGCCCUCAUAAUGCGAGUGGCUACUUCACGAUCUAUGGCGAGGAUGCAAAUUAUCAAGACCACUUCAAUGUCCGUCUAGUGACCGGUAACACGGGUGAAGUGUAUGCCCGAACCGGAUAUUUGGGGUUCCUUCGCCGAACUGAGGCCAUCGGUUCAGAUGGAGAUUAUCACGAUGCCGUGUUUGUGGUAGGCGCUCUGGACGAGACUUUGAUUUUGCGGGGGAUGCGCUAUCAUCCCAUUGAUAUCGAAAACUCCGUAAUGAGAGCUCACAAGCGCAUAGCUGAAUGCGCCGUUUUCACGUGGACAAACCUGUUAGUGGUGGUCGCAGAGUUGGACGGCCCGGAAACCGAGGCUUUGGACUUGGUGGCCCUGAUCACCAACACGGUCCUUGAAGAACAUCAUUUAAUCGUGGGGAUCGUGGUGAUUGCCGAUCCGGGUACGGUUCCAAUCAAUUCUCGAGGUGAGAAGCAAAGAAUGCAUUUACGGGAUGGCUUCCUAGCCGAUCAACUAGACCCGAUCUACGUGGCCUACAACAUGUAAGAGAUCCAGCCCAACUUACUUUGCGAGUGAUAUUCCAUUGUCUCCCCGGGAUAAACCAGCCGAUGCAAUAUCCAUGACGAUACAGCAAAUGUAACACAAAAGCCGUGAACGAGAUGUGUUGUAUUAGGUGACACCCCUGGCCCUUUCCCGCCCCUUCUUUUCCCGUGUUCAGGGAGUGUAGCUCUACCCUCAUAGCUUAAAAGCAUGUGAGAAUUUCUCCUCCUGCCUGCGUUUGUGUUUAAAAUGAUGAUGAUGAUGACCCGAAUGACUUGAUGCCCGAUUGUGCAGUGUCAUUUCAAGGUCGAAACUUUGCCAAAUUCCCCGAUAAAUCUCGAAACAGUAAUCCCAACCUAGUCUUUGUUCUGUUGCCCUUGGAACCCAAUUUCAAAGUAGUUGAAGAGCAUCAUCAUUGAAAAUCAAAUUCAAGCAAUUGUUCGGCAUUAUUGAAAUGAAAAGACUCCCCUAGCGCUACACGAAUGCAUACAAACGGUAACAAUCUUUUGUUUCUCAAUCGAUCUCUGUUGAUUCCCUCCUUCGUUUCUCAUCAUUUUGUUCGUUGUGAUUCUCUACCUAGUUUUCGGCUUCAACGUUUCAAAGCUCGUGGCAAAACUGUCAUUACACUCAUUUUUUUAGCCGCUUACUCGACUUCCUAUCUCUCCUCAGUAACUUCUUUCAUUGUCAUAAAUGUGAUCCUUUAUCUUCCUUAUUUGGUCUUGUGUAUCGUCAUGAAACAAAAACACUGCUUUCCUUUUGAACAGUCUUGUUUCGCAAAACAACAACCACAUACUAUAUAAUAAUAUUCUAGUAAAAUCAUCAAAUGCAUAACAUAGACACGCUAUAAAUAAUAAUGAUAAUCAUCAUAAUAAAUGUUUGAUCAUGCGUGAUGAUCUGAAUACUAAUUAGCUGCAAUAUUAAGAAAUAAACGAUUGUUCUGAAUCGCA